AACAGGUUGUUUCGCACUGACAGUUUGGCGUGGGCUGUCCAUCCUCGUUCUCAAAGGAGUUUUUAAUUGAGACCAAACCAAGAAAAGGUUUCAAAACUGCUUUGACCCUCGCAAAGUUUCCCGGUAUUACGGACGCUUUCAUCAAACAGAAAGCCAGAAUGAGCUCACUCUCAGCAGACAGGAAGACCCCUCUGGACUACGGCGUCCAGAUCCGCUUCAUCAAAGAUCUGGAUGGCGCCGGUGGGGGGUUCCCAGAAAAGAGUCGACUGGCCAGUGGAGUUGUCAGCAAUGGAACUCCUUCGCCCUCUAAGUAUGGAGUAGCCGUACGGGUGCAAGGAAUUUCUGGAAAGCCGUAUGUGAUGCUCCAGGAUGGAGAAAAGGGAGACUCUUACGGAGUGCAGCUGAAGACCCAACCGACCCAGAGUAUGACCCCAAUUGUCUCUCGAACCUCUCCAUACAGCAACUUGUUUCCAGAACUAAGGGAAGGUGCUCGAACUCCCCAAGAUCUCACAGCUAGUUCUCCGGAUGAGGAAUUUGGGAGUCCUUUAAAGAGGCCACCUGGCGACGGACAAGCAGGGAACCAAGGAGAGGGUGAGGCCAGGACUACCGAACGUCUCACCCCUUCUACUCCAGCUCCACUGGUGAAUAGGAAAGAAUAUGAUAAUUACAAUGAAGCGGGGCUUAGGAAGGUCAACCAGAAUGGGAUCGGUGGUAUUCAGAACGGGACGGGGCUAAACGGAUCAUUGAAUGAAGAACCAGCACAAGCUAUUGACACCAAGUCUUUGCCUCCCAUUAAUAAACUCAUCAGCCGGUUCGGCGGUGGUGGUUCUAGUGACAUUCCCACUUCAGAGGCACAAUCUCGGCCUCGCUUUGACAACCGUGUGUCUCACAGUGUGGAUGUUCUAAAUAAACCCAAUGAUGUACAACCUCCUCCAUCGACUUCGCCAACUAUAAAUCCCUAUGCUCCUUUUACAUCAUCUUCAAUGCCCAAACUCAGCUCAUCUAAACCUUUAGUCGACAGUCUGGGGCGAGAGCCAACAUCUGUCACUAAAGUGACCGCCAUCCCCAAUUCCAAACCUCCCGCCUUAAUCCAAUCACCGAAGCUGUAUGUUCCUAAGGAGGCGGCACCUGCUAUACCAAAGAAACCAGUGACCCCAGACCUCAUAAAGAGCCAGUCUUUGAGUACAGACAUCGCAAAUGGAGAUGAUGCGCAGACCAAACUAGCCAUUUACAACAUUCUUAAAGAAGGGUCUGUUGAGAGUGAGACGGCCAUAAAACGCAAAGUUAGCCUCGUUCACGAGAGGUUCCCCGGUUUGAAGGGUCCUCAGAUCCUAGUGACCGACAGCAAUAUAAAGACAGAACUGGAACAGGCUUUGAACAAGAACACACAGCUUCAACAGAUGCUGGACAAGAGAAAAAGAGAACUGAUGGAAGUUCAGGACCAAUUGAUGGAGUUGAGGAUGGACAGAGAGAGGGCGGAGGCUCGCUUACGGCAGCAGGAAGAUCAGUUAGCUCAGCUUCAGGAAGAGCUCAGGAGAACAUCACCCCAGUCGGAUACAUUGCAACUAGAUUUGAUGACAGUGCAGGCAGAUCUGUCUGAGUCUCUGAUGCUGAGACAGAAACUAGAGGACCAUCUGAGACAGAGAGAGCGAGAGCUCACCGCGCUGAAAGGAGCUCUGAAGGAUGAGGUGGAGUCACAUGAUAAAGAGAUGGAGGCCCUGAGGGACCAGUACAGCCAAGACAUGGAUGCGUUACGUCAGAGCAUGGAGACUGUCUCACAGUCUCAGCUGGAGAUUGAGGAUGAACGCGAGAAGGUAAACGCCUCCAUCUUGGCUCUGGAGGAGGAGCUGGAGAGUUACAAAGACCAGAGCGACCACUGGAAAGAUAAGUUCACUUCUGCUAACCAAGAGCGAGGGCAGCGCAGCACACUUCAGAAACUACUGCAAGCUCAGCAAAUCAAAAAGCAGCUUGAAGAGAAACUUCUCGAAGUAAAAAAACAAGAAGAUAAAACCGAUUCAAACCCUUUCAAAGAGGUACUGCAGCGCUGCCAAGAAGAUUUGAAAAACGCUCUUUCAGAUCUGGAAGGACAGAAAGCAGAGAUGAUAAAAAAGGGGGAGGAGCUCAAAUCAGUUACAAGAGCCAAUGAGGAGCGAGAAAAGAAACUACAGGUGGAGAUCGACAGACUACAAGACCAAUCAAAGAAAGACAAAGAACUUGCGAAAGCUUUGGAGAAGACGUCGCAGACCUCCACAUCUGAGUUGUCUAAGGAUAUGAGAAGCAACCUGGAACUUCAAGAGGAAAACACUCGCUUGAGAGAGAGAAUCGCUCGAUUGACACUUCUGCAAUCCACUGCUCCUGACAGCACCUCUGACCUCCUGGAGGAGGAGAACCGAAGCCUGAGGAUCCAGCUGGAGGAGUCCCGGCGCAUUGUGUCACGUCUUGGUCAGGAGAAGGACGAGGUCACCCGGCGUCUGGAGGAGCGGGAGAGAGAGAGAGAAGCUCUGAGACGCGGCAAGAUCGACCUGGAGGAGCAGAAAAGACUGCUGGACCGAUCGCUGGAGAAGAUCAAUAAGGAGAUGGAAACUAUGAUGGGAGAUUCACGUCAGUCUGUACAGGUUCUUCAGUCUCAGUUGGAUGAGUUCAAAGAUCGUUCUCGCCGAGAGCUCCUGGAGGCUCAGAGACUCAGUAAAGACAGACUCACCGAGCUACAGAGAUCUCAGGCCCUUCACAAAACCACUCAGGAGGAGGUGUCUCAUUUGAAGAAAGAUCUGUUAUCAUGCUCUGAGGAGAGAGACAGCGCUCAGCUGGAUCAAGAGCUGCUGAGCAGCCGUCUCAAGAACCUGGAGAGCGAGAUGGAGACCAAGAGAAGCUCACACACAGAUCACAGCAGGGAGCUUCGCCAGCUGGAGGACAAAGUGAAAACAUUAGAGAUCGAACUGGAUGAGGAGAAAAGUGGAACAGAUUUAAUGAAUGAACGGAUCACUCGAAGCCGAGAGCAGGUGGAUCAGCUCCGCUCUGAACUGAUGCAGGAACGUUCAGCAAGACAUGACCUUGAGAUGGAUAAAAGUGCCUUAGAGAGACAGGUGAAGGAGUUUAAGUCUCGUCUGGCUGAUUUGGGCACUCAGACUCGACCUUCUGCUGGAGUCACACUGUUAGAAAACAAAGUACAGGAGCUUGAGGACAGAUUGUGCAGUGAGGAGAGAGAGAAAAACACAAUUCUGGCGUCUCAGAAGAGAUUGGACAGAAAGCUUAAGGAUGUGACCGCAACCCUGGACCAGGAGCGAAAUCAACACGCUGAUCUGAGAGACCAGCUGUCUCUGCGGGUGAAGGCUCUCAAGCGUCAGGUGGAUGAGAGCGAGGGGGAGGUGGAGCGUCUGGAGGGCAUCAGACGGAAGAUUCUGCGAGAGCUCGAGGAGCAUCGGGAGCUGCAGGAGGUUCUGCAGACCAAAGUGAACACGUUGGAGAACGAGCUUAAGAGGAAAGUCCAGGCUAGACGCCCAACUUUGGGGUCCACGCUGAGUUCUGAAGAAGAAGACGGUUAUUCGGAGUCAAAGAGCAUCAAAUCUAUCCUGACUGAAACGCCACUCCAGACCACCAACUGUUAGCAACUAAAGAGAUAAAUUUUGCACAUUAUUAUUUUCUAGUAAAAGUCGAAAUGAUGAAAGCGACAAGAAAGUCCGCUGCUCUUUAUUUCUAUUAAAAAGAGUGAUAAAACUUAAGUGGUUUCAGCACAACGUGAAUGUAAACGGUGAAAAACUGUUGUGGGCUGUUCCACAGAAAGUGAUGUCAUGUAUGUUUUGUAUACUGACAAAAGGUCAUUGGUUGAGUAUAUAGACCCAAAAAAGUGUUACAGAUCAGAAGCAGUCAGUGAAGAUUUGUCAGCCUUUUUCCUCCAUUAGAAUUGUUUAUGUUUUUGCUCUGUGUUUAUGAGUGUAUUGAUACGUUUGUUUUAAGAUGAUAUUUUUUUUUUGUAUUACAGAAUUUUCCAGUUGUUUGUAAAGAUUUAUGAAGGAUUUUAAUUACAUGCAUAGUGUAAAAGUAAAUUAUUCUAUAGCCUCAAAUCACAAACUAAAUAAAGGUUGACUGACAGCUUCGCUCCCCAUUCACUUCCAUUGUAUGGAAACAACAGCAUUCCUAAGAAUGUCUCUUGUGUUCCAGAGAAGGAAGUCAGAUCAGUUUGGAAUGAUGUUGAGUAUGUGAUGACAGAGUUGUCAAUUUUGUUUACAACCAAGCACAUUUUAUGAAGGAAUUCCACAGAACUAAACUUCUGAAUAAAACAUGUCGAAAUGUAUGCAAAUCACUAUAUGAAUGGCAACUUUAGCUUUUGUGCCAAGACAAAAAAAGCAAAAUAUUUUAAAGUAAGGUCUUUGUAAUGAAUAAAAAUUGCCUUAAAUUUUCAGACAUUUAAACUGCUAUUAUAAAACCUAAGCUGCUUUUUGAGAGAUUUAUAUGUAUAUUCAGAUAGAUCAGAAUCUAAAUAAACCUGUCUGAAAUGUAUUUUUAUCCCUUUAUAGGAACGUUUUGGAAGACAUAUUUCUUUAAAGCUAUAUUGGAUUUAUAUGUGUAUAUACUGCCUUGUCACAUAAAGUAUGUUAUUCUUAAAACUGA
Triplophysa dalaica is the source of this 4608-nucleotide messenger RNA. It is a transcript of the gene cgnb, whose product is annotated as cingulin b. NCBI's taxonomy places the organism in Eukaryota, Metazoa, Chordata, Actinopteri, Cypriniformes, Nemacheilidae. Bases 159 to 3605 code for a protein of 1148 amino acids. The record is from RefSeq and is a predicted model, not a curated record. Gene Ontology annotation, cellular component: myosin complex. The transcript has 21 exons.